Molecule: messenger RNA, 2577 nt
Organism: Monomorium pharaonis (pharaoh ant)
Lineage: Eukaryota; Metazoa; Arthropoda; Insecta; Hymenoptera; Formicidae
Product: protein FRA10AC1
Exons: 4
Coding region: 34-774 (246 amino acids)
Biological process (GO): dephosphorylation
Molecular function (GO): phosphatase activity
Source: RefSeq, a predicted model, not a curated record
ACGUCGCGCGAAAGGCAAGGUAUUUCGACGACGAUGUUCCCGGCUUACGCUCACUUGUCGGCUUACGACAGGCACAAAAAACUCGUCAAUGACUAUAUGACAUUUUACGGAAAGUCUAUAUCGUCUUUCCAGCGAGAUACGUCCCGAGACAAAACUGAUUAUGACGUCAUCAGGGAGAACCACAAGUUUCUCUGGGAUAAAGACAAGGAUGUUCCGGACACAUGGGGUGCAAAAUUAGCUAAAAAGUACUAUGACAAAUUGUUCAAGGAAUAUUGCAUAUGUGACCUUACAUAUUAUAAAGAUAACAAGGUUGCUUUGAGAUGGAGAACCGAGAAAGAAGUAAUAGUUGGAAAAGGACAGUUUGAGUGUGGCAGUAAAACGUGCAAAGAGAAGGAAAACCUGCGUUCCUGGGAGCUCAAUUUUGGUUACAUAGAACAUGGUGAAAAAAAGAACGCGUUAGUCAAAUUAAGACUUUGCCCAGAAUGUUCGGUAAAACUUAAUUAUCGAUCGCAAAAGCGGGAAGUAAAGCGAAGAAAAUCUUUGAAACGUUUAAACACAAAUUCCGAAAGUACAUCAAAUACUGAUAUGCCUACUAUGUCCGGUAAUUCAAAUGCAGAUAAUAAAACAUGUACAGAAUCUAAUUCAGCUGAAAUACAAAACAGUGAGACUGUUGAUACGAAUGAGUCAAAUAUCUGGAAAGAGAAGCCAACUGAAGAUGUGGAAAAGACAAGGGAAAAAGAAUUUGAAGAAUAUUUGGCAGAUUUGCUUAUGUAAACGAUUAGAGAUUAUAAUUUUUUAUUUAAUGUUUUAUUGUAAAUAAGUAUUAUGGAAUAUAGUUUGAUUUCUCAUGAUUAUUUUUAAUUUCUUGUAAUGUAAAAUUGUAUGACUUACACAGCCGUACAUGUAAUAUUUAUAUAUAGUAUCAUUAAUAAAAUCUUUAUCUUUAUAGUAUCAUUAAUGAAAUCUUUACAAUAAAAUGUUUCAUAUAUGAAAGCUAAAAUUUAAAAGAUUCAGGAAUAUGUUAAUAUGAAAUUGCACUGAUUUUUUACAUACAUGUCUAGAUUUAUUAUUUUUAAAUAUAGAUGAAAGAAAGUGUGUAUGUGAUAAGUAAAAUUGGAGCUUAGAAUUGUACAGCUUAAAGUUUUUAUUUAUAUCAUUUUUAUUUAUAUAUUUUCUUAAUACUGUGUAUUUAUUUUAGAAAAUUUAAUUUUGUGUGGUACUAAAGAGACAAUUAUGAUAAGUUGUUGACGAUUGAUAAUCGCUUACAAUUGAUAGUAAAUUUCUUUCAUCACUGACAAAUAUUUUAAUUCUUAAAAUUUAUGUAAUUAAUGCUUAAAAAAUCGACAAACUAUCAGGAGACUAAUUCAAAGCCAGGAUUGUUUCCAGUUUCAAGAUUAUGUAUAUACGGGUUAUUAACAUAUUGUUUACAGAUCAUACACGAAUGUUUUUCAUGUAGACAAUACAGGCUAUUGUAAAUUGAAUAACACAAUACAAAAAAAUAAGAUUGUUAGUGAAUUUUAUUUUAGUUGAUAAAAAUAUAUAUUACAAAUAAAAAAAUGGAAUACAAUUUUCAGUAUUUCUAAUAAAAUCAAUUCAUGAAGUAUUUUUUUACGUAAAUAUUUCAAUUCAACUUAUAAUCCAUGCGGUAUUUUUUUUACAUAAUGACAUAAAACAGUUUACAUUGUACAUACUUAAUGUACAAUGAAACUUGUAAAAUAUUAGAAAAAUAUAACGAGAUAAAAGAUAUGUAAUAUAAGUUAUAAUUCUGAACACUGUAAUUUCAAAAACUCUUAUUUUAUUCUUUUUUAAUCUACAUUAUGAGCAAUAUUAUAGAUUGAAAAGGGGCAAGAUAAAUUAACAAUCUAGACACAUAUGCCCCAAAUAUGUUAAAAAUUAGUAUAAUUUCAAUGUUAAGGCAUUCCUGGCGCCUAGUAUAGAUAUUAUGGGGGGAUUACAAUAUAUAUUCAUAAUAUAUUACUGUUGAUAUACAGUAACAAAAUAUUUUUUUGCAAAGAAAUACAAACAAAUUCUAUGAGCUGUAUGAAUGGAGAUUAUACGUAUUGAUAUUUCCAGAAAAUUUUUUAGAAAGAAAAAUAUUUUUCAAAUCUUGAGAUAUUAUAAUCAUCUAGAACAGAAUAAAUUUUUAUUGUGUUAUUAAAUCCAUAUUAAUGGAUCAAUAUUCUUCUAUAUUCAAUUCUCUAUUGUUUCAUAUUUUAUAACAUAUCCUACAAUUCGAUCGUAUACAAAGUUGAAUAUUGUCUUUUUUUUUACGGUGUAAAAGCUUAUCUAAUAUUUCAUACUAUAAAUUCAGUAACUUGUUGAUAUUUCUUGCUUUGCUUCGGAGAAUUACGUAUUUUAUUUAUCUAAUCAAUUAAAAUUAAUGUCCAUUGACUAUGUAAUUAUUACUAAUUCGAAGAACGAUAUUGUAUAAGAUUACAAUUUUAUAUUUGUUCUGUACACCUAGUCUAAAUUGCACAAUUUAACAUUUGUCGCAUUUCAUUCAAAUUCUAUUAUUUCGAUUACAGUAUAAGCUUAUAUUGCAUAUAAAAAGAAUGAGCUGAUACUCAAUUUAACAAA